Cyclopterus lumpus (lumpfish) is the source of this 3441-nucleotide messenger RNA. RefSeq names its product apoptosis-inducing factor 3. Gene Ontology annotation, cellular component: mitochondrion; cytoplasm. The record is from RefSeq and is a predicted model, not a curated record. NCBI's taxonomy places the organism in Eukaryota, Metazoa, Chordata, Actinopteri, Perciformes, Cyclopteridae. Gene Ontology annotation, biological process: execution phase of apoptosis. Gene Ontology annotation, molecular function: 2 iron, 2 sulfur cluster binding; oxidoreductase activity, acting on NAD(P)H; flavin adenine dinucleotide binding. The transcript has 20 exons. Bases 444 to 2243 code for a protein of 599 amino acids.
GAAAGAGAGCAACUCCCACGACCGGUCCGCUGAGUCCGCUGCGGGAGGGGGGCUCUCUGCGAGGGGCACAGCGCACUUACACACUCACUCGAGACUCUGCUGCACCGAGACGCAGAAGAGGACUGGGAAUACUCCAGUGGACGGAGACAAUCCCGGAGAGGGACAGGACUGGGAGGACACUCGCGUGCUAAUAUGCUACCGUGCUCCCCAGAGGAAGCUGAGCAUCGGGGAGUUUGACAGGAUUUCAGGGCACCUGCUCCAUACACACUGAUUAUGUGGAGGAGCUGACGUGUGCGAUGGCCAGCCAGGACCUGCAGGUUCUCAUACACACAGCUCUGUGUUACCUCCCAACAAAGCAGCCCAGCCCGAGUAUCUGACCGCACCUCCCCUCCCUCUCCCCCUUCCCUCCCUCUCCCUGGGUGCCCCUCAAUCCUGGGCCCACCAUGGGAGGAUGCUUCUCCAAACCCAAACCAGUUGAAGUUAAAGUGGAACUCUCUCUCCUGGAAAAAGAAAAAGAGGUGGACGGGCUGUCCCCUAAUGGCAAAGCGAGCCCCUUAGCUGACUCUAGACCUAACGGCGCCCUGGGACACGGCUCUGAUGAUGACUCCACACCGCUGCCCCUCUACCACAAACCACGGGACUACGUGGAGGCCUCCGUCUGUCACGUUAAAGACCUGGAAAACGGACAGAUGCGAGAGGUUGAUCUGGGAAGUGGCCGAGCGUUGUUGAUCAAAGAGCACGGGGAGUUCUCCGCCAUGGCCCACAAGUGUCCACACUACGGAGCACCUCUGGUCAAAGGAGUGUUGUCAAAAGGACACGUGCGCUGUCCGUGGCACGGUGCAUGUUUCAACAUUGCAACCGGAGACCUGGAGGACUUCCCCGGGCUGGACAGCCUGCCGACCUUCCAGGUCAGAGUUGAAAAGGACAAGGUGAUCAUUCGCGCAAACAAGCAGGCUCUUCAGUCGCAGAAAAGGUCAAAGCCCAUGGCCCGCUGCUCAGCAGUCAUUAACUCCAGCACGUGCUUUAGCCAUGUUCUCAUCAUCGGCUCAGGUCCAGCAGGUCUGGUGUGUGCAGAGACACUGAGGCAGGAGGGCUUCACCGAUCGCAUCGUCAUGUGCACCAUGGACAGGCAUCCUCCAUACGACAGGCCUAAACUGAGUAAGUCCUUAGACAGCACAGCUGAGCAGUUGAGAUUGCGCUCAAUGGAUUUCUUGCAGGAUCAUGACAUUGAACUGCUCACAGAGAAAGAGGCUGUGGCGAUAGAUGUGAAAACACGUUCUGUGACCUUUGAAGAUGGUUUGAGGAUGGAGUACAGGAAACUCUUUAUUGCUACAGGAAGCAAACACAAACCGAUGGUCUACAAAGGAAAAGACGUCAGGAACGUGUUUCACCUCAGGACGCCCGAGGACGCUAACAGCAUAGCGCGGCUGGCCAACAACAAGAACGCUGUGAUUGUGGGAACAUCAUAUGUUGGUAUGGAGGUGGCUGCAGCUCUAACUGACAAGGCCCACUCGGUGUCUGUCAUCGGGAUUGAGUCAGUCCCCUUUAAAAAAGCUCUCGGGGAGAAAGUAGGCAAAGCCAUAAUGAAGCUGUUCGAGGUCAACAGGGUGAAGUUCUACAUGCUGAACGAGGUGUCAGAGAUGAUUGGCCAUCACGGACAGCUGAAGGAGGUGGUACUGAAGAGUGGGAAAGUCCUGCGGGCCGACGUGUGUGUCAUCGGAGCAGGAAGUAUUCCUGCAACGGGCUUCCUGAAACAGAGCGGCAUCCACAUGGACUCCAGGGGCUUCAUCACUGUUAACAAGAUGAUGCAGACAAAUGCUGACGGUGUUUUUGCUGGAGGAGAUGUGGUGGUGUUUCCUUUUCUGCCACGCAACAACAAGAAGGUGAACAUCCCUCACUGGCAAAUGGCUCAUGUACACGGAAGGGUGGCAGCUCUCAGCAUGAUGGGCAGAGCCGCUGACAUCAAAACUGUACCUUACUUCUGGUCAGCCAUGUUUGGGAAGACCAUACGCUAUGCAGGUUACGGUGAUGGAUUUGAUGAUGUCAUUAUACAAGGAGAUCUGGAUGAACUAAGAUUUGUGGCAUUUUACACCAGGAGUGAAGAGGUGGUCGCCGUUGCCAGCAUGAACUAUGAUCCUAUUGUAUCCCGAGUGGCAGAGGUCUUGGGAUCCGGAAAGACGAUUAAGAAACGAGAUGUGGAGACUGGAGACAUUUCCUGGUUGAAUGACAAAGGCUCUCAAUGACUUCACAUCGGAAGGACAGACCCAAAUAUAUGGACACUUAUGGUGCUGAGAAUCUGAGCAGCUAUCCCGGUCUGGACACACACACACACACACACACACACACACACACACACGCGCACACACACACACACACACACACACACGCGCACACACUGGGGAAAGGACCGUGUCUCUUGGAGACACACUCUCCUGAGGACAACACUGAAACUUGCUUUUGUUCCUGAGAGACACUGAAGGUGAUAUGCGGAGCAACGCACGGUCUGAAUCGCUGUGUUGGUCUUUCCUGACAAAUUUCACAAACAAAGCAAUACUGCAUUCAGCCUCUGUGCUGCUGCAAGUUGUAUCUACCUGUACACUUUGUUUAUAAGAAGCCAGGGAUGGGCAUUGGCUUUUUUUUUUUUUUUUUACAAAUAACAUUGUAUAUAGAUAUAAUCCUGUAUGCACUGUUACAAGAUAAUAACAUACAAUUUGAACUGAAGUUUUAAAUGGCAGGUUUGGUUGUAUGCUCACAUUCAGGCCUUAGAUCUGCAUGCUAUAACUUACUUUGAUGCAUGAGUUAAAAAUAAGUCCAUAAACAGAGUAUCCAAUCUAGAUACAUCUGCAAAAGAAAUCUGCUCAAAACAAACUGCAGAAGACCCCUGAAUGCAGCUUUAACAAACUCAAAAACACACACAUGCAGCUUUAAUUUAUGACAAAUGAAAAUUUCUAAACAUUACCACAUCUUUGUAUUGGCUGCUUUGCUACGGUGGUGAAUUGCACACAUUCAAUUAAAAUCAUACUUUGAUCACACACUAGUGCAUGCACAAUAAAUUAAUGUAUUUUCUAGAGAAUAUUACCCCUUUAGAUAAAUCCAAUAGAAGUUUAGGGUUAUUUUGAUAGCGGUCACCUCCAUUGGUAUAUUAUUUGUUACUAACUCAGGGAACUGAGGUUUGUCACCUGGAUUUACAGUCAAAUUAAGCAGAAAUUAAUUUGUUGCUUUGAUACUUGUUUUCCCAGUUAUUGUAAUUUCCCCGGUUCUCUUAUGUUCAUUCAGAAUUGCUUGUAAUGGGUAUAAAGCGGAUGCUUGAUUACAUCCUGGUGUGCGAUGUAAGCCCUGACACACAAGUCAACUCAGCGUUUUAAAAAGGAUCAUUCUUCCUGCAGAGAAGCCCUGAAGGGCACUUUUAUAACUAAACUUUUAAAUAAAAGUCUUCCAACA